This is a messenger RNA of Lachancea dasiensis, 1326 nucleotides long. Lineage: Eukaryota; Fungi; Ascomycota; Saccharomycetes; Saccharomycetales; Saccharomycetaceae. The record is from the annotation of a GenBank genome assembly.
AUGUCUAGAGACGCUCCUAUGAAGGCUGACAAGGACUACACGUCCAUUUUACAGGAAGAACUUCCCAAGAUCGAAGUUUUGGCGAAAAACGAUGUACAGGGUGCUUUGGACCAAUUGCUGGUCCUGGAGAAGAAAGUUCGGCAGUCGUCGGAUCUGGAAUCAUCGAAGAAGGUUCUAAAAGAAGUAGUCGAUUUGCUUGCAUCCAGAAACCAGUGGGAAUCGCUAAAUGAACAACUAGCACUGCUUGCAAAGAAGCAUGGUCAACUCAAGUUGUCUGUGCAAUUUAUGAUACAACAGAUCAUGGAGAAAUUGGAAGGGGUGACAGACUUGGACACAAAAAUUGAAAUUAUUGAGGCAAUCAGAACCGUUACUGAGAACAAAAUCUUUGUUGAAGUGGAAAGAGCCCGCGUUACGAGGAUUCUGACGCAGAUUCGUAGGGAAGAAGGCAAAAUCGAUGAGGCAACAGACCUCUUGUGCUCUUUGCAGGUCGAAACGUUUGGAUCGAUGGAGAUGCACGAGAAGAUCGAAUUCAUUCUAGAACAAAUGGAACUCAGCAUUGUCAGAGGGGACUUUUCACAGGCCACCAUUCUUUCCAGAAAGAUCCUGAGAAGAACGCUCAAGAACCCCAAGUAUGAGACCUUGAAGCUGGAAUACUUCAGUCUUUUGAUAAAAAUAGGGCUCAACAAGAGCGACUAUUUGCAAGUUGCCCAGUACUAUCAGGAAAUUUAUAACACUGAGUCAAUCCGUGCCGAGGAGUCCAAAUGGCGCUAUGCUUUGACGCAUGUGGUGAUGUUUCUAGUUCUAACGCCUUACGACAAUUUGCAAAGUGACUUGAUUCACAAGAUACAAUUGGAUAAUAACCUGAAAAAGCUAGAAAAGCCCGAGUCUUUGGUUAAAUUGUUCACCACGCCAGAAUUGAUGCGCUGGCCCAUUGUAAAGGACACUUACGAGAAUUUUUUGAAUGCGGACGAUGUCGCUUUCGGUUCCAGGCAGAAUCAUUGGGACGAUCUUCGCAAAAGAGUAAUUGAACAUAAUCUGAGGGUCGUUUCUAAAUAUUACACUCGCAUUACUUUAUCGCGGUUGAAUAAAUUAUUGGACCUCACUGAAGCUGAGACGGAAAGAUUUAUCAGUGAUUUAGUUAAUCAAGGUGUCAUAUACGCGAAGAUCAACAGGCCCGCCAAGAUUGUUAAUUUUGGUAAACCCAAAACUUCAAGCUCGCUUCUCAAUGAAUGGUCUUCCAACGUUGACCAAUUGCUCGAACAGAUCGAAACCAUUGGUCAUCUCAUAACCAAAGAGGAAAUUUUGCAUGGUUUGAAAGCCAAAUAA